Messenger RNA from Daphnia pulicaria, 2867 nucleotides. RefSeq names its product vesicle-fusing ATPase 1-like. NCBI's taxonomy places the organism in Eukaryota, Metazoa, Arthropoda, Branchiopoda, Diplostraca, Daphniidae. The transcript is spliced from 15 exons. The record is from RefSeq and is a predicted model, not a curated record. Gene Ontology annotation, cellular component: Golgi stack. Gene Ontology annotation, molecular function: ATP binding; ATP hydrolysis activity. Gene Ontology annotation, biological process: Golgi to plasma membrane protein transport; intra-Golgi vesicle-mediated transport; SNARE complex disassembly. The coding region runs from base 260 to 2491 and encodes 743 amino acids.
CCAAUUUUGAACGAACCUUUCGACAGUUUUCGGUUUCCCCCUUGAAGGCAACACGAGGCUAAAACCUAAAAGGCGUUCUCAAACUUCUCGAUUUUUCGCAGAGAAACACGUCAACGGAAACAAAAUCUCUAGAUCAGACGCUUUUCGUGAAAUUCGUGGAAUACUUGGUCUUUAAGUUGAGUACAAGCUACAAGGGCAUUUCUGAGGGACAAGAAAGUGGUGAUUCGUUUUGCCAUUCCUCCAAGUUAGAACUGCAAGGAUGGUGAACAUGAGGAUGAAAGCGGGAAAAUGCCUUACGGACGAGCUUUCCCUCACGAACUGCGCCGUGGUAAAUCCUCAGGACUUCAAUGAUUCCGUCAAGCAUAUCGAAGUGAGCACUUCGCCGGAACAGUGUUUUGUCUUCACCGUCAAGAGCCAUAAGGAUGUUCUUUCGUCAACCAUUGGGUUCAGUUUGCUUCAGCGCAAGUGGGCGACCCUUUCUAUUGGACAAGACAUCGACGUUCGCCCAUUUGAAUUCGAUACUAAUGAACACACCUUGGCUAAGAUGAUCCUCGAGGUGGAUUUCCACGACAAGAAAAGAACAAAUUCCGAGACCUACGACAGCGAUGCUAUGGCGCGUGAGUUUUCGGCUCAGUUUCAUCACCAGAGUUUCUCCGUUGGACAGCUCCUGGUUUUUCCAUUCCAAGAGAAACCACUUCUUACUUUAAUUGUCAAGGAACUUGAGGGAGCGGAUCUUAACGCUAUAAAAUCUGGUGUCUCGUCAGCCAAGUCUCGUGAGCUCCGCAUUGGUCAAUGCUUUCCCAAUACGAUGAUUGUCUUUGAUAAAUCAGAAGGAUCCUCAGUCAAUUUAGUUGGAAAGUCUAAGGGUAAGACGGUCCAUCAUUCCAUCAUCAAUCCUGAUUGGGAUUUUCAAAACAUGGGAGUUGGUGGUUUGGACACGGAAUUCAACGCCAUUUUCCGUCGAGCGUUCGCCUCCCGUAUUUUCCCACCCGAGAUCGUGGAGCAGCUCGGUUGCAAACACGUCAAAGGCAUUCUUCUGUACGGCCCGCCCGGAACCGGAAAAACUCUGAUAGCGCGCCAAAUUGGAAAAAUGUUGAACGCCCGUGAGCCCAAGAUUGUAAACGGUCCACAAAUCUUGGAUAAAUACGUCGGUGAAUCUGAGGCUAAUGUUCGGCGACUUUUUGCCGAGGCCGAAGACGACCAAAAACGAUUGGGUCUCGAUAGCGGUCUCCACAUCAUUAUUUUGGACGAAAUCGAUGCGAUUUGCAAAUCUCGUGGCUCAGUGGCCGGAGCGUCAGGCGUUCAUGAUACCGUUGUCAACCAGCUUUUGGCAAAAAUCGAUGGCGUGGAACCACUGAACAACAUUCUCGUAAUUGGUAUGACAAACAGAAGGGAUAUGAUUGAUGAAGCCCUUUUACGACCUGGCCGCUUGGAAGUUCAAAUGGAAAUUGGAUUACCGAGCGAAACGGGUCGAGCCCAAAUUCUGAAAAUCCAUACUGCGCGCAUGCGAGAUAACAAGAAGAUAGCUUCAGAUGUUGACCUGCAGGAAUUGGCAGUUUUGACGAAGAACUUUAGUGGAGCAGAGAUUGAAGGGUUGGUUCGUGCCGCUCAGUCGACAGCGUUGAAUCGGUUGAACAAAGCUUCAAACAAAGUGGAAGUUGACCCUGAAGCCGGUGAAAAGCUUAUGGUCGAUCGUGGAGAUUUUCUUCACGCUCUUGAAACCGAUAUCAAACCUGCGUUUGGUACCAGCUCGGAAACGUUGGAAUUGUACAUCACUCGUGGAAUAAUCAACUGGGGAGAGCCAAUCAGGAGUUUGUUGGAGGACGGAGUCAUUCUGACACAACAGGCGCGAAGUGGUUUUGGCCUAGUUUCCGUCCUGUUGGAGGGUCCACCGAAUGCAGGCAAGACAGCACUCGCUGCUCAGUUGGCUAAAAAUUCUGAAUUUCCGUUCAUCAAAAUCUGCAGCCCCAACGACAUGGUUGGCUUCUCUGAAUCAGCCAAAGUUCUCCAAAUUCGCAAAUUUUUCGACGAUGCUUACCGCUCAGAAUUGAGUUGUAUUCUACUUGAUAACAUCGAGCGACUGCUCGACUAUGGUGCGAUUGGUCCCCGUUAUUCCAAUGCUGUUCUUCAAGCCCUGCUUGUUUUGCUUACAAAGCAACCCCCUAAAGGACGAAACUUACUCGUGAUUUGCACGACCAGUCGCAGACCAGUUUUGGAAGAAUUGGAAAUGCUUUCCACUUUCAGUAAAAUUUUUCGAGUUCCUAACAUUUCAACAUGUGAGCAAGUAAUUGCUGUUUUGGAAGAAACAGACGUUUUUUCCCAGAGUCAGAUCGCUGCUAUUGCGCAAAAAGUUGCAAAUGGAAGGUUUUUUGUCGGAAUCAAACAACUUCUCGGAAUGAUUGAAAUGGCCAAACAUUUCGAUGAGGAGCGCCGCGUUUUCAAAUUCCUGACUGAGUUGGAGGAUGAAGGUUUUUGGGAAUUAGGCGCAUAGAUUUAAAAAAAAUUCCUUUUCCCUUCUUUCUCGUCGUUUUGUGUCUUGAAAAAUUGAAUGUUCUCUGUUGGAUGGAGUUUCUUUGGUAGUGAAAAAGAAGCGAUUUCAAUGCUUUACUACCCAGUUUUCACGAUAUCUAUCUAUCUAUCAAAGAUAUAUGUUUUCCAGUAAAUUCCUGUUCAAUAUCAGCAUUAAAUUAUUUAUGUGUCAUGUCCAUGCCAGUUUUAUCAGUUUGGUAUUUGGUCUGCAACCAACUCCCAUUCCUCUCAUCCUCUUAAUCUGACACUUGGGCGACUUUGUAACGAUGUUUGUGCUUAAAUAUUGCUGUACGUAUUAUGAAAGAACUGUUUCAAUACAUUUCAUAAUUCAUUCACUU